AUGAAGUUGAACGUUUCGAAUCCCACCACUGGAUGCCAGAAGAAGCUUGAAAUUAAUGAUGACCAGAAGCUUCAAAGGAGUGUUAACUCCGAGUCGCGUUUGCCUCUUGCUUCACUAAGGAACUCCUUAUUUCCAAGGACACAAAGGAGAAAUGGGGAGCAAAGGAGGAAGUUUGUCCCUGGGUGCAUUGUCAGCCCAGAUCUAUCAAUUUUGAACUUGGUGAUUAUGAAAAAGGGUGAGAAUGAUUUACCUGGCAUGGCCGAUGUUGAAAAGCCAAGUAUUAUAGGUCCCAAGAGAGCAUCCAAAAUACGUAAGUUGUUCAACCUGUCUAAGGAGGAUGAUGUAAGGAAGUAUGUCAACACCUACCGUAGAACAUUCACAACCAAAGUUGGGAAAAAGAAGAGCAAAGCUCCCAAGAUUCAACGUAUGGUUACUCCUCUCACUCUCCAAAGAAAGUGA
This is a messenger RNA of Vicia faba (fava bean), 459 nucleotides long. The record is from the annotation of a GenBank genome assembly. Lineage: Eukaryota; Viridiplantae; Streptophyta; Magnoliopsida; Fabales; Fabaceae.